GAGUCACUACUGCGCGCUCCGCUGUAUGCCACGUACAGGUUUACGUCGACAAGCGGGCAGACUUCCUCAUGUGAGGCUAGGAUUCUGUGUUUGCCAGCCCUGGUUAAAUAUUUUGGCUGACAAGGUCCUGAGAGAAAUACCGACACAACAGUGGGAUUAAGUCGUCCAGUUACAGGUGGGAUACAUAUAGCUGUCUGUUUCGAUAUGGCUAAUAUUGACAACCUGGAUCACAGUUAGCAUUUCAACCUAACGAAUGAUACUAGUAUCGGAGGUGGGAGCAGUAGACUGUACCAUGAACGGACAACUGGACCUGAGCGGCAAGCUGAUCAUCAAGGCCCAGCUGGGCGAUGACAUCAGACGCAUCCCCAUCCACAAUGAGGACAUCACCUAUGACGAGCUGGUGCUGAUGAUGCAGCGUGUCUUCAGGGGCAAGCUGCAGAGCAACGACGAGGUCACCAUCAAAUACAAGGACGAGGACGAUGACCUCAUUACUAUUUUCGACAGCUCGGACCUGUCUUUCGCCAUCCAGUGCAGUAGGAUCCUCAAACUCACUCUCUUCGUGAAUGGUCAGCCGAGACCUCUGGAGUCCUGUCAGGUAAAGUACCUGCGUAAGGAGCUCAUUGGCAUCAGGAACAAAAUUAACGGUCUCUUGGAAUGUCUGGAGCCCCCCUCAGAACCUGGCCUGGCUGCCUCCGCACCAGACACGGACUCGGUGGAUGUAUGUGAGGGGAGGGUGGUGGCAGCGGUGAAGCAGGCCCCGGUCCCAGUCAGUGCGGCCAGCAUGUCGGCCUUCGACCCCCUGAAUAAGCAGGACGAAGUCAGCAAGAACGUCAUCUCCGCCUUUGGCCUGAGUGAGAACCAUGUCUCAGCUCCCCCGGGUGUUUCGUCUGUGGAGCGGUCAAAUACUCCAGACAGCAUUGCGUCAUCGUCGUCCGCCGCCCCCCAGCCACAGGCCCCCUACGCAGGGAUGCAGCAGGGACCCCCAGCAGCCCUCGACGGUCAGAUGUACCAGCAGUACCAGUCUCCAGGUGGAUACCCUCCCCAGCAGCCAGCACCGCAGCAGCAGUAUGGCAUGCCUGCAGGAUGCACCCCCCAGCCCGGCACCCCUCAGCCUCAACAGCAGCAGUUCCAGAACUACCCUGCCCCCACCUCCCAGGCCCCCACCCCCAGCCAGGGCCCAGCCCCCGGCUUUCAGGGAGGCCAACAGCAGGCCGCUCCACCCCAGGGUCCCCAGCAGUACCCCCCAGGUGCCUUCCCUCCCCAAAACUACACCUCCCAGGCCAACCAGCCUGCCAACUACAGCCUACCCCCCACCUCCCAGUCUGGCCAGGGUUACCAGGCCCGUCCCAGCUACACUCCUCCCCCCGGUAGCAACGUUACCCCCCCUCCUGGGGCGUCCAACCCCUAUGCCCGCAACCGGCCCCCCUUCGGCUCGGGCUAUGCCCAGCCUGGCCCUGGGUACCGGUAAAAGAGAAGGAAUGGAAAACGUUAUCCACCCACCCCUCCCCUUUGUGUCCUGGCUGGCUCUGUUUGGCCUGGGUUCGGUAAACAUGGUCUGCUAAUCGGUCCAUCCGUCCUUCUGUCAGUCCUCAGUCACUGAUGAGUCCAUAUCCAAAACAAACUACAACCCCCCCCCCCCCCCCCCCAUCUGAUCGUCUGUGUUCUGUCUCGACCCCACCACCACACACACAAACCCAUGUUAUUGUCUGUCUCGACCCCACCACACACACACACACACCCACGUUUUAUUGUCUGUGUUCUGUCUCGACCCCACCACCACACAUACACACCCAUGUUAUUGUCUGUCUCGACCCCACCACCACACAUACACACCCAUGUUAUUGUCUGUGUUCUGUCUCGACCCCACCACCACA
Messenger RNA from Oncorhynchus mykiss (rainbow trout), 1874 nucleotides. The record is from RefSeq and is a predicted model, not a curated record. Lineage: Eukaryota; Metazoa; Chordata; Actinopteri; Salmoniformes; Salmonidae.